This is a messenger RNA of Chenopodium quinoa (quinoa), 465 nucleotides long. RefSeq lists its product as uncharacterized. The record is from RefSeq and is a predicted model, not a curated record. Gene Ontology annotation, molecular function: nucleic acid binding; RNA-DNA hybrid ribonuclease activity. NCBI's taxonomy places the organism in Eukaryota, Viridiplantae, Streptophyta, Magnoliopsida, Caryophyllales, Amaranthaceae. The transcript is spliced from 2 exons. Bases 1 to 465 code for a protein of 154 amino acids.
AUGGGGUUACUUGAGCUGUUAGUAAAAGUGAGCGCAAAUGCUGCUGGAGGAGGUGCAAUCAGAAGAGGAAAUGGUUCCUGGUACAUAGGAUUUUCAGCUAAGUACAAUGCUGUUAAUCCUUUGGCCACUGAACUCUAUGCUAUCAUUGAUGGCUUGGCUAUUGCACAGGAUCUGGGAGUUAAGAAGAUAGAAGUGGAGACAGAUGCUGAGUCCUUGCGCACAAUGCUUCUUACAAUUGGAGGUAACCCGCACCACGAACUAGCAGCAGUCAUAUGUGAUGCAGCCUCUCUGUUCAGUGAUUUUGAGGUGGCUUUUAUCAAUCACAUUCCAAGGGAGAUGAAUAUUAUGGUGCACAAACUGGCGGAGUAUGGGAAGGAUAUGGCAGUUGGCUACAAAACGCACUACCUUGUUCCUGAGUGCGUGAAGAACUUCUAUGAAGCAGACUUGGAAGCUGCUGCUGCUUAA